Molecule: messenger RNA, 2206 nt
Organism: Gadus macrocephalus (Pacific cod)
Lineage: Eukaryota; Metazoa; Chordata; Actinopteri; Gadiformes; Gadidae
Exons: 2
Coding region: 134-1627 (497 amino acids)
Biological process (GO): DNA integration
Molecular function (GO): nucleic acid binding
Source: RefSeq, a predicted model, not a curated record
ACCAACUCAGACCCAAACACAACCAAAGAGGCCACCAGCAGGAUCAACUGUCCAAGAACUGGUGGAUGUCAAGCGGUUCAGUAACCUAAGCCGACUUGUCAAAACAGUCGCCUGGAUCCGGAGAGCAGCAAGGAUGUUCAUGAAAGGGAACAAGCGAACUGCAAACAAUCCAAAGUGGGAGGCAGUGUCGUUUUCAAAAGUCAUCUCAGUGACAGAGAGGGAAGACGCCCUAAAAGACAUCUUCCUUGCGGCACAGCAAAGUGCAUCCUUCCCAAGCACAACCACAGACAGGCUGGUGGUGUACAGAGACCAAGAGACUGGAUUGUUGGUCUGUGGGGGUCGUGUGCAGAUCUUCAAUGAAGAUAAAGUUGCUGUCCCCAUCUUGCCUUACGAAGCCUGGGUGUCGACACUGUUAGCACGAGAAGCCCACGAGGAGAACCACGAUGGAGUGGCCGGGACCUUGCUCAAGAUGAGAAGAAGAGCAUGGGUCGUGAAAGGUCGGAGAAUUGCUCAAAAAGUGGUCGAAAACUGCAUGUUCUGCAGGAAAACUAAAGCAAAAAGAUGCCAGCAAAUAAUGGGUGAUCUACCUCCAGAGAGGACAGAACCAGCUGCCCCAUUCCACUACACAACAGUCGACCUCUUCGGACCCUACCAAGUCAGGGAUGAUGUAAAGAAAAGAGUGUCACUGAAGGUUUGGGGAAUUGUGUUUUGUUGCAUGGCCUCCAGAGCUAUUCACACCGAGCUGGUGAACUCUCAGUCCACAGAGAGUUUUCUGUUUGCCUACCAGAGGUUCACAGCACUAAGAGGUCAUCCAAAGAAAAUCUGGUCAGAUCCUGGGACCAACUUCAUUGGGGCUAAGCCAGUCCUAGAAGAACAGUACCGAUUCCUUGCCAAUCUUGACAAAGCUACCCUGGAGGAGAGAGCUGCCAAGGAUGGCACAGAAUGGUCGUGGAAGAUUCAUCCAGCCGAUUCUCCACACCGGAAUGGUGCCGCAGAAGCUGCUGUGCGCAUUGUCAAGAGAGCACUGCAGAGUCUUGGAGGAGAGUCCGGCCUAAGUUGGAGUGAAUUCCAAACAACUCUCUACACGGCUGCCAAUCUUGCAAAUGAAAGACCAAUUGACGCCAGGACACAGAGCCGAGAAGACAGCGUCCAGUUCAUCACUCCUAACUGUCUCCUGCUCGGACGAGCAUCACAGGGUGGAGAUGUCAGAACAUUCGACUUCAGUGACUAUCCCUACAAAAGGCUUAAAGAAAUGCAAGCGCAAGUUAACAAGUUCUGGAGGAACUGGAGUCAACUUGCUGGUCCUAACUUAUUCGUAAGGAACAAAUGGCAUACCGCCAAGAGAAAUGUCGCAGUCGGGGACAUCGUCUGGAUGGCGGACCAAAACGCCCUUAGGGGUCAGUUCAGGAUUGCAAGAGUGGUUAGCGUCAACUCGGACAGCAAAGGAGUUGUGAGGGACGUCAAUGUCAGAACCUUCCCAAGCUACCCCGUUCCUGUCACAAGGCCUACCGGAGCAAAAGUAAGUCACCGAACAUCUAAGAAAUUCAAAGAAAAGAUCCCAGCAGCAGUUCUUCACAGAGACGUAAGGCGACUAGUGAUCUUGCUUCCCACCGAAGAACAGAACUAAACAUCUGACCCAAGUUGCUCCUGUAACAUGCGACCUCCCAGGUGUCUCCACUGGAAGGUCGAGUGGGAGGUGUGAAGUCAACUUGGAAAAUCCCCGCUGGAUAUGAAGGGGUUAAUAUGCAGCGCCGACUGACAGCUGGGGGAAUCCCUCCUCAGAGCGUUACCUGGGAAAUCCACGUCAUUGCGUCACCUUACCGGAAAGGACAGAAAGGGGAAGAGAGACUCUUUCAGGAAACGCCAGUUGCAAACAAAUCAGACAGCGUUCGGUCCAGCAGCAGCAAAGCUGCGCUAGAGAACGUGGAAAAAGCAGCGCUGGUACAGCCAUAAAAAGCCUGGAGAAACGGCCGGUUUUUUACCUUGCAGUAUACCUAGCAGUUUACCACUUGCAACCCACUUACAACUGUACCCACAAUACCUACCUGCUACAACUUACCUGUACCUGUGAAAAUACAAAAAGAAAAGUAAAGAGGAGUUAAAGAAGGAAAACGGUGUGGUCAUUGCAUGAGUGGAACCCAGUUAAACCUCCUAUGGUCUGUACCAAUCCCUUUCAAGCAGGGAAGCUGCACAAACACUAGAUAGC